UGAGCACGCGCUGCUCGGAGCUUCUUCAGUCCGGUCUGUUCCUCACAUCUAAGAGGAGCUUCAUUCCCCUGCGCGCGCUGUGUGUGUGUGUGUGGAUUAGGAUUACUGAACCUGCCUCCAGAAACACAGCUUCACACCUUUCCUGCUGUCUGUCUGUCUGUCUGUCUGUCUGUCUGUCUCGCAUAGACACUGUGUCUCUGAGAAGGUUUUCAUCAGCGCGUCUCCACACCUUCAUCAUCUGCAUCAUCAAGAGAUCGUGCCGGAGCGAUGAGAGACUCGGAAGCUCGGCCGAACUGACGGCUUCGUCUGACACGUCUGAGAGAGCGGGGAGCGAGCGACGGGCCAAGCGGGAAGACAGACGACGAGGAGAAGAAGAAGAGGAAGAAAGUGAGAGACCGGAAGGAGGUGUUUGGUCGGAACAGAAGAGGCUGGAUGCCAGCAUCCAUCAGCUCCAGGAGCUCCCAGGUGCCUCAGACAUGGCCUCCAACUUCAACGACAUCGUCAAGCAGGGCUACGUCCGGAUGCGGAGCAGGAAGCUGGGGAUCUAUCGGCGCUGCUGGCUCGUGUUUAAGAAGUCCUCCAGCAAAGGGCCGCGCCGGUUGGAGAAGUACCCCGAUGAAAAAUCCGCCUUCAUCAGAGUCUGUCCGAAGGUGACGGAGAUCAGUAACGUUAAAAACGUGACGAGACUCCCGCGGGACACCAAGCGCCAGGCCGUGGCCAUCGUCUUCACCGACGACACGUCCCGCAUGUUCACCUGCGAGUCAGAGCUGGAGGCCGAGGAGUGGUUUAAGACUCUGACCAUCGAGUGUUUGGGUACGCGGCUGAACGACAUCAGUUUGGGAGAACCUGACCUUCUGGCGGCUGGAGUUCAGUGCGAGCACACGGAACGCUUUAACGUGUUCCUGCUGCCGUGUCCCAACCUGGACAUCUACGGAGAGUGCAUGAUGCAGAUCACCCACGAGAACAUCUACUUGUGGGACAUCCAUAAUCCUCGCACAAAGCUGGUCACGUGGCCGCUCUGCUCGCUGCGCCGCUACGGCCGGGACGCCACCCGCUUCACCUUCGAGGCCGGCAGAAUGUGUGACAGCGGUGAAGGACUGUACACGUUCCAGACACGAGAAGGUGAGCAGAUCUACCAAAGGGUUCACUCUUCCACGCUAGCCAUCGCUGAGCAGCACAAGAAGGUCCUCAUGGAGAUGGAGAAGAACAGCAGGCUGUUAUCCCAAGGCUCAGACCCAGACUCCUACCCCUGCACACCUACAGCCAUCCUGCCUCGCAGUGCCUUCUGGCACCACAUCACAGGAUCGCAGGGGGCCGUGGACUCGAGUAACGGUGAGAUGUUCACGGCGUCUCCGUCGGGAGCCGAAUCGGACCUGUUCUCCGCGGAGCACCACAAACAUCCUGCACACUUCUCCACUUAACCCGGCCAACGAGGAGCUUCACGGACUCGCCUUCAGGUUUCAGGCCUGAACCUUCCUCCGCACUGUCCUCUGCCCUCUUCACGUUUGCUUUCCCCGCGCCGGGGACAGAUCUGCAGUGCCCCGACGCCUGAGUCGGGCCCGGUGGCUGGAGACGUGUCCUGAGAGGGAAUGCACUGUGAAAUGUGAACUACGGAAUAUUUGGAUUUUUUAUUUUUUUUCCCUCCCAACGGGACAAUAGCGGCGCACGUUUCUAGAAUUUCGUCGACCCUCUGAAAAUGGGGCGGGGCUCUAGGGUUAGAAAGAGCGCCACUGUAUGUCUCUCUCUCUCUCUCUCUCUCUCUCUCUCUCUCUCUCUAUCAUAUGCACAAUGAUCAGUAUCUCCGUCUCUGUCUGUGUGUCGUCGGUGCAUGUCCUCUUUGACUGUGGAGCAGUUUUGAGAUUAGUAGCGGGGCUGCGUUUCUCGUAGAUCGCUUUGCUUACUGCCGAGGACGAAUAGAAGAACGCGCAGAACUAGAGUAGGCUUCCGUUUGAACUGUAAAAUGGUUCGUGAGAUAUAAGCCGAGGAGGUGGCAGAAGUCCACGGGGAAAACCGCGGGACACUCGAGGAACCCCGGAACACGCCACCUGUCCCGCGGUGGUGUUUUCGGUUUUCUUUUUCACCGUUACGAGAUGGAUUCAUACCUUCUUCACGACCUUCUCCAGAAUGUGUGGCGUCACGCAUUUCCCGAAGCUGAUGACUUUAUGAAGGAGGGCCGUCGAAAGAAACGUUCUUCCGAGGGUCACGGCUGCGAGAUCCGUCCUUAAUCCGUUCUCUGACGGCGAACCUGUGGGAUGACGAGGAGGACUUAGAUGAGAGGUUGGAUUUCUUUAUGUACGUGAAGCACAACGUGACCGGGUUUGGGAUGCGCGUUAAAGGAAAACUCCACCCUGAAUCCCAGCGUUCGCACCGGAAUUUAUCGACGCGUCGGUUCUACUUCCGCUUCAGUCGACGCUUUCCUGCUGAUAGUGCUGCGGUGAGAUUUAUCCCCGAAGAGAGCGAUGCGGCGGCACUUUAGUCCUUCAGUUCAGUCCCGCUCGCUCACCUCCUCGUCUGUACUCUCGGCCGAAACGGAUCAGCUGUACGGCCGUGUUGCAUUCUGGGACUUCGAGUCCCGUAUCUCCACUAAUGUCCCUAAUGAAGACGAAGGAAAAAAUGUAACUAUUACACUCCGUUGUAAGUGCACGAGCAAUAACCAUGACAACGAGAACGCCCCCUGUGACAUCAGAGCGACACACGACCGCUAACUUCUCACAGGAAUAACGACAACAACAACAACAACAACAACAACACUAAACACACCGCUAACAUCUCAUUCCAAACAUACCCCGUGUGUUUCAGGGUGGAGUUUAACUUCGACUGCGUCACUCAGAAGUCCACGAGAGCAUCCUUCACGCCUCGCCCUGUCCACCAUCGUCCGCUCCACCGCUGACGUUCUGAAUAAACGCUCACGUGCAGAUAUUUUCUUCCGGGUGGGAUUUGGGUUCUCCAGCCUUUAGGAGGUUCGUUCUCGUCAUGUUCCCGAAAUGUGUGGAACAGCCUUACGUCUAAAUGUUUAAGUGCUUAUUCAAUGCUGGAGUCCAUAAACAUGCAUGCAAACGCACGCGCACACACACACACACACACACACACACACACACACAUAUAUAUAUGCACAUAAUGUUAUUUAUGUAAAACAAAUAAGGGCUAAAUUUAGAUGUUUGUCUUUUCCAGAGCUCUGCGCGCGCGUGUGUGUGUGUGUGUGUGUGUGUGGGUGUGUGUUAGCAGUCUUUGUCUCUCCACAAGGCACAUGUAUAUAAAUCUAUUUAUUUCCGAUGGAGUGAGUACUGUAUGUCAGUCAGCAGAAGGAGGCAGGCGCUGUUCGGUGUGUGUGAUUGUUUGUACGUCUGGUUAGAUGACAAUAAAAGCCAGAAGAUGGACCGCGUUAUGAAUUUCUCGGGCGUCCUGCGCAGUUCUUUGGGGAUAUUUUCCAUAAAGGGGGAAUAAAAAAAAAAAACCCCACAUCUUUGAGAAAUUUAUGAAUAUGUAGAAAUAAAGCGGAGCGUAUUGUCGAGUGUGUACGUUCUCUAGUAUCGUUUUAAAGGUUGGGGUUGUUGUUUUUAUUUUUAUGAGCUUUGCACGCGGUUGGCUUUCUUAUAAACAGUUGGACCUUUUGACUCUAUCGAGGACAAUUCUUCUUGCUGUAAAUAUUUUCAUUUGUCACACUGCCUGUCUUACAGUUAUCGCACAGACGUAUUUAGGAGCCUUACGAUUGAAAUGAACAUGCUCAGGUUUUCCCGUCCGAGCCUGAGCUCGAGUUACUGUCUGUGUGGCGUUCUCCUCAUGUCUGUAAAGGUUUCCUCCGGGUUCUCUGGUCUCCUCUCUCCUCCCAAAAACACACUGGGAAGUGUAUGACUCUAAACUGCUCCUAAAAUGUUGUGAAUGUUACGCUGUGACGGACCGGUGUCUCGUUCGUGAGGUUCGGCCUUCCCGGGAUACACCCCGGAUCCGUCCGCCAUCCCGACCAGGAUAAAGUAUUCACUGAAGAUGAUUGACUGAACUGAUGGUCUCGUUUGAGCCGGUGUGUCACGUGACCUGGGUCUGGUUACCUGUGUGUUUUGGCAGAAAGCUCGCUCUGGUGCCGAAAACGGUGGUGAAGUAUGAGCGCGUUUAAUAGUCAGGCUGAACGAUGAACUUGCAUGGAAAUCGGUUCAUGUUGUCCAGACUUUAAUCUGCAUAUCUCCUGGGACUCGAGGCCAGGUUGUUUUGGGUCAGUAAAGAUUAUAAAGGGUCAGGGUUAAAAUAUUGUACAGUUUGAGAUUUAAAAUACAGCCUGGUUUUAUAUACACUGGUUAAAACGGGGUUUAUGUACAAAAAAAAAUAGGCAUUUUAGCAUAUUUCAUAUGCAUGGCUUUUUUUUUCCCCACACUGUUAGUCUGUCCCUGCACAUUUUAUAACAGAAUCACCGAGAGGAACUCGCCUGAAAUAAAAACGACAGAAACAAACAA
Molecule: messenger RNA, 4445 nt
Organism: Ictalurus punctatus (channel catfish)
Lineage: Eukaryota; Metazoa; Chordata; Actinopteri; Siluriformes; Ictaluridae
Gene: dok4
Product: docking protein 4
Exons: 9
Coding region: 477-1421 (314 amino acids)
Biological process (GO): cell surface receptor protein tyrosine kinase signaling pathway; positive regulation of MAPK cascade
Cellular component (GO): cytoplasm
Source: RefSeq, a predicted model, not a curated record